AUGGCCAUGCAUGACGGUGCUCCGAUCUCCCUGGCCUCGGCUGAGAUGGCUCUCCCUCUCAUCACGAGUCUUGAAAUUCGACUUGGCGACAACGACAUUCUGCAAACAUACCUGUUCUCUGGCGAUGCGUCUGAUAUCAACUGCGACUUUGUGACUGGCCUUCUUGCACCAUACGAAGAGAUUGUCUGCCUACGAGACGCAGCCGCUGUGGCACCCGAGCAGUUGACACGAGGGAGAUUUGACUCCCCAUUGGCACUGUCCACGACUUUGUGUUGCUCUACGUCAUCUUUCCCUUUGACACUCGGGCCUGUGUUCGAAGCCUCCCCCAGUGUCGCGCCGGUGAAGACGAUGGUGUCCAUGGCGAUAUUCGAGUGUUGCGUGCUGAAGAGAACACAGCGCAGAGAGCACCUCGGCUACCUCUGGACUGUCUGCGAAACGGGCACAGGGCGCAGCGCAAGUUGA
Mycena citricolor is the source of this 462-nucleotide messenger RNA. The record is from the annotation of a GenBank genome assembly. Lineage: Eukaryota; Fungi; Basidiomycota; Agaricomycetes; Agaricales; Mycenaceae.